AUCUCUGCUUCACGUCCAAUCAGCACUAGAGGUGAGAUGUACAGAUCUUUUGCUAGCCAAUCAACAUCCUACUCUCUCCCUCGUGCCAUUGGUCGUGCGAUAAGAUGUCCAUCCCACCCACCUACGGAUACCACCGAUAAACAAGAGGAACAACGCGCGUUUUUAUUUUAUGUAAACAUGGCUUCAAUGAUUACCAAAUCAUCUCACCUACGUUGUAUCCUAACAAGGACUGGCAAAUAUUUAGCUGUGACUUGGACGAAGACAUCAUUUGGAUCAGAAAGAAGUUAUGCCUCCAAAACUGAUGGAGAAAGCAGGAUCCCCAAAAUAUACACUAAAACUGGUGAUAAAGGUUUCUCUAGCACUUACACUGGAGAGAGAAGACCCAAGGAAGAUCGUGUGUUUGAAGCAUUGGGAACAACGGAUGAGUUGUCAUCAGCGAUAGGCUUGGCCAGAGAGUUUUGUAUUGAUAAAGGCCAUUCGUUCACAGAUCAGCUGGACAAGAUUCAGUGUGUCUUACAAGAUGUGGGAUCCAACAUUGCCACACCUCAGUCAUCUGCACGAGAAAGUCAUAUAAAAAAAACUAAGUUCAGUUCCCAACCAGUGGCAGACCUUGAAAGGUGGAUUGAUGAGUUCACAGAGAAGCUACCACCACUGACAAGCUUCAUAUUACCUUCUGGAGGAAAGAGCAGUGCGGCCCUCCACAUAGCACGGACAGUGUGUCGCCGAGCAGAACGCAGUGUUUCCCCUAUUGUGCGGUCAGGUGAGGCCGAUCCUGAUGUUGCCAAAUAUUUGAACAGAUUGAGCGACUACCUGUUCACAGUGGCCAGGUACACAGCCAUGAAAGAAGGCAACGAGGAGACGAUCUACAAAAGACCUGAGUGACACACGUCUACACAUGAAAGAACAAACCGGGGACCUUUGUGGAACAACCUUUGUUCUGCUUCUAGGUUGAAUUAAUCAAAUCGGAUUGCUUUAUGUGAAACAGACCCAUCGAACUAAGUUUAAAUACUGUAUCUCGUGAUGGAACUUUUCCUACAUUUCAAAUAAAGACUUGAAUCCAAA
This is a messenger RNA of Salmo salar (Atlantic salmon), 1062 nucleotides long. RefSeq names its product metabolism of cobalamin associated B (gene mmab). The record is from RefSeq and is a predicted model, not a curated record. NCBI's taxonomy places the organism in Eukaryota, Metazoa, Chordata, Actinopteri, Salmoniformes, Salmonidae. Gene Ontology annotation, molecular function: corrinoid adenosyltransferase activity.